This is a messenger RNA of Symphalangus syndactylus (siamang), 7407 nucleotides long. RefSeq names its product adenylate cyclase 6 (gene ADCY6). Gene Ontology annotation, cellular component: plasma membrane. Gene Ontology annotation, molecular function: adenylate cyclase activity. The record is from RefSeq and is a predicted model, not a curated record. Lineage: Eukaryota; Metazoa; Chordata; Mammalia; Primates; Hylobatidae. Gene Ontology annotation, biological process: adenylate cyclase-activating G protein-coupled receptor signaling pathway; intracellular signal transduction; cAMP biosynthetic process.
GGAGGCUGAGGCAGGAGAAUGGUGAGAACCUGGGAGGCGGAGCUUGUAGUGAGCCGAGAUCGUGCCACUGCACUCCAGCCUGGGCGACAGAGCGAGACUCCGUCUCAAAAAUAAAAAAUAGGCCGGGCACAGUGGCUCACGCCUGUAAUCCCAGCACUUUGGGAGGCCAAGGCAGGUGGAUCACCUGAGGUAGGGAGUUCGAGACCAGCCUGGCCAACAUAGGGAAACCCCCUCUCUACUAAAAAUACAAAUAUCAGCCAGGCGUAGUUGCGGGCGCCUGUAAUCCCAGCUACUUGGGAGGCCGAGUAACAAGAAUCGCUUGAACCCAGAAGGCGGACGUUGUCGUGAGCUGAGAUCGCGCCACUGCACUCCUGCCUGGGCGACAAGAGCGAGAGUCCGUCUCAAAAAAAAUAAAAAAUAAAAAUUAGCCAGGUGGCCAGGCACAGUGGCUCACGCCUGUAAUUCCAGCACUUUGGGAGGCCGAGGCAGGUGGAUCACCUCAGAUCGGGAGUUCGAGACCAGCCUGACCAACAUAGAGAAACACCAUCUCUACUAAAAAUACAAAAAUUAGCUGGGCGUGGUGGCAAGCGCCUGUAAUCCCAGCUACUCGGGAGGCUGAGGCAGAAGACUUGCUUGAACCCGGGAGGCGGAAGUCGCAUUGAGCCGAGAUCGCCCCAUUGCAUUCCAGCCUGGGCAACAAGAGGGAAACUCCAUCUCAAAAAAAAAAAAAAAAAAAAAAAGUUAGGCGUGGUGGCACUUGCCUGUAGUUCCAGCUAAUUGGGAAGCUGAGAGGAGAAGAUCGCUGGAGACCAGGAGCUCGAGGCACCUCUGCACUCCAGCCUGGGCAACAGCGAUGAUACCCUGUCUCUAAACAAACAAACAAACACAAACAAACAAAACAAAGAGGAGAGGCCCAGAAAGGAAAAGCUGUGAUUGUUCAGUUUUUCCCGGGGACAUGACUGCAUGACCUGACUAGGCAAUUCCUGCUCCUUGCUGCAAAGGCGGCGAGCCUUGGAUCCAGUCUGAAGCAAGCCCAGUAGUAAUUGAAAAUCUUCCUCUUCUUCGCUUCUCUUUUCCCAAGCUCCAGUCCUAAACUAAGGACUGAGCUCCAACUGACUGAAGCGAAAUUAAAAGAGGAGCCUUGCUCCCUUCCUCGUGCUGGGCGUUGAGCCCCUGCCACCGCCUCAGCGGCCGUCCCUGUCCUGUCAGCCCCGGGCUGCACCCCGCAAGGCUCCUGCUGUUGUCCCCGGAGCAUGGGAGGCUGCUGGGCAUGAGUGGCUUGGUCCUGCAGAAGCUGCGUGGCAGGGAGGGAGUCCAUGGCUGCAGCCAACAAGGGCAGCAAGCCCAGAGUCCAGAGUAUCCACUUUGUGACAGGCCGCGAUGCAGAGGGCUGCCAAAGCCAUGUCCACUUUGAUGAGAAGUUGCAGGACUCGGUGGUCAUGGUCAUCCAGGAGAGCGACAGCAGCUUUCUGGUCAAGGUUCCUGAAGAUCCUGCACAGCAACAUGUCAUGGUUUAGUGGCCUCCUGGUCCCUAAAGUGGAUGAACGGAAAACAGCCUGGGGUGAACGCAAUGGGCAGAAGCGUUCGCGGCGCCGUGGCACUCGGGCAGGUGGCUUCUGCACGCCCCGCUAUAUGAGCUGCCUCCGGGAUGCAGAGCCACCCAGCCCCACCCCUGCGGGCCCCCCUCGGUGCCCCUGGCAGGAUGACGCCUUCAUCCGGAGGGGCGGCCCAGGCAAGGGCAAGGAACUGGGGCUGCGGGCAGUGGCCCUGGGCUUCGAGGACACCGAGGUGACAACGACAGCGGGCGGCACGGCUGAGGUGGCGCCCGACACGGUGCCCAGGAGUGGGCGAUCCUGCUGGCGCCGUCUGGUGCAGGUGUUCCAGUCGAAGCAGUUCCGUUCGGCCAAGCUGGAGCGCCUGUACCAGCGGUACUUCUUCCAGAUGAACCAGAGCAGCCUGACGCUGCUGAUGGCGGUGCUGGUGCUGCUCACGGCCGUGCUGCUGGCUUUCCACGCUGCACCCGCCCGCCCUCAGCCUGCCUAUGUGGCACUGUUGGCCUGCGCCGCCGCCCUGUUCGUGGGGCUCAUGGUGGUGUGUAACCGGCAUAGCUUCCGCCAGGACUCCAUGUGGGUGGUGAGCUACGUGGUGCUGGGCAUCCUGGCGGCCGUGCAGGUCGGAGGCGCCCUCGCUGCAGACCCGCGCAGCCCCUCUGCGGGCAUCUGGUGUCCUGUGUUCUUUGUCUACAUCGCCUACACGCUCCUCCCCAUCCGCAUGCGGGCUGCCGUCCUCAGCGGCCUGGGCCUCUCCACCUUGCAUUUCAUCUUGGCCUGGCAACUUAACCGUGGUGAUGCCUUCCUCUGGAGGCAGCUUGGUGCCAAUGUGCUGCUGUUCCUCUGCACCAACGUCAUUGGCAUCUGCACACACUAUCCAGCAGAGGUGUCUCAGCGCCAGGCCUUUCAGGAGACCCGCGGUUACAUCCAGGCCCGGCUCCACCUGCAGCAUGAGAAUCGGCAGCAGGAGCGGCUGCUGCUGUCGGUAUUGCCCCAGCACGUUGCCAUGGAGAUGAAAGAAGACAUCAACACAAAAAAAGAAGACAUGAUGUUCCACAAGAUCUACAUACAGAAGCAUGACAAUGUCAGCAUCCUGUUUGCAGACAUUGAGGGCUUCACCAGCCUGGCAUCCCAGUGCACUGCGCAGGAGCUGGUCAUGACCCUGAAUGAGCUCUUUGCCCGGUUUGACAAGCUGGCUGCGGAGAAUCACUGCCUGAGGAUCAAGAUCUUGGGGGACUGUUACUACUGUGUGUCAGGGCUGCCAGAGGCCCGGGCCGACCAUGCCCACUGCUGUGUGGAGAUGGGGGUAGACAUGAUCGAGGCCAUCUCGCUGGUACGUGAGGUGACAGGUGUGAAUGUGAACAUGCGCGUGGGCAUCCACAGCGGACGCGUGCACUGCGGCGUCCUUGGCUUGCGGAAAUGGCAGUUCGAUGUGUGGUCCAAUGAUGUGACCCUGGCCAACCACAUGGAGGCAGGAGGCCGGGCUGGCCGCAUCCACAUCACUCGGGCAACACUGCAGUACCUGAAUGGGGACUACGAGGUGGAGCCAGGCCGUGGUGGCGAGCGCAACGCGUACCUCAAGGAGCAGCACAUUGAGACUUUCCUGAUCCUGGGCGCCAGCCAGAAACGGAAAGAGGAGAAGGCCAUGCUGGCCAAGCUGCAGCGGACUCGGGCCAACUCCAUGGAAGGGCUGAUGCCGCGCUGGGUUCCUGAUCGCGCCUUCUCCCGGACCAAGGACUCCAAGGCCUUCCGCCAGAUGGGCAUUGAUGAUUCCAGCAAAGACAACCGGGGCACCCAAGAUGCCCUGAACCCUGAGGAUGAGGUGGAUGAGUUCCUGAGCCGUGCCAUCGAUGCCCGCAGCAUUGAUCAGCUGCGGAAGGACCAUGUGCGCCGGUUUCUGCUCACCUUCCAGAGAGAGGAUCUUGAGAAGAAGUACUCCCGGAAGGUGGAUCCCCGCUUCGGAGCCUACGUUGCCUGUGCCCUGUUGGUCUUCUGCUUCAUCUGCUUCAUCCAGCUUCUCAUCUUCCCACACUCCACCCUGAUGCUUGGGAUCUAUGCCAGCAUCUUCCUGCUACUGCUGAUCACUGUGCUGAUCUGUGCCGUGUACUCCUGUGGUUCUCUGUUCCCUAAGGCCCUGCAACGUCUGUCCCGCAGCAUUGUCCGCUCACGGGCACAUAGCACCGCAGUUGGCAUCUUUUCCGUUCUGCUUGUGUUUACUUCUGCCGUUGCCAACAUGUUCACCUGUAACCACACCCCCAUACGGACCUGUGCAGCGCGGAUGCUGAAUUUAACACCUGCUGACAUCACUGCCUGCCACCUGCAGCAGCUCAAUUACUCUCUGGGCCUGGAUGCUCCCCUGUGUGAGGGCGCCACGCCCACCUGCAGCUUCCCUGAGUACUUCAUCGGGAACGUGCUGCUGAGUCUCUUGGCCAGCUCUGUCUUCCUGCACAUCAGCAGCAUCGGGAAGUUGGCCAUGAUCUUUGUCUUGGGGCUCAUCUACUUGGUGCUGCUUCUGCUGGGUCCCCCAGCCACCAUCUUUGACAACUAUGACCUACUGCUUGGCGUCCAUGGCUUGGCUUCUUCCAAUGAGACCUUUGAUGGGCUGGACUGUCCAGCUGCAGGGAGGGUGGCCCUCAAAUAUAUGACCCCUGUGAUUCUGCUGGUGUUUGCGCUGGCGCUGUAUCUGCAUGCUCAGCAGGUGGAGUCGACUGCCCGCCUAGACUUCCUCUGGAAACUACAGGCAACAGGGGAGAAGGAGGAGAUGGAGGAGCUACAGGCAUACAACCGGAGGCUGCUGCAUAACAUUCUGCCCAAGGACGUGGCGGCCCACUUCCUGGCCCGGGAGCGCCGCAAUGAUGAACUCUACUAUCAGUCGUGUGAGUGUGUGGCUGUUAUGUUUGCCUCCAUUGCCAACUUCUCUGAGUUCUAUGUGGAGCUGGAGGCAAACAAUGAGGGUGUCGAGUGCCUGCGGCUGCUCAACGAGAUCAUCGCUGACUUUGAUGAGAUUAUCAGCGAGGAGCGGUUCCGGCAGCUGGAAAAGAUCAAGACGAUCGGCAGCACCUACAUGGCCGCCUCAGGGCUGAACGCCAGCACCUACGAUCAGGUGGGCCGCUCCCACGUCACUGCCCUGGCUGACUACGCCAUGCGGCUCAUGGAGCAGAUGAAGCACAUCAAUGAGCACUCCUUCAACAAUUUCCAGAUGAAGAUUGGGCUGAACAUGGGCCCAGUCGUGGCAGGUGUCAUCGGGGCUCGGAAGCCACAGUAUGACAUCUGGGGGAACACAGUGAAUGUCUCUAGUCGUAUGGACAGCACGGGGGUCCCCGACCGAAUCCAGGUGACCACGGACCUGUACCAGGUUCUAGCUGCCAAGGGCUACCAGCUGGAGUGUCGAGGGGUGGUCAAGGUGAAGGGCAAGGGGGAGAUGACCACCUACUUCCUCAAUGGGGGCCCCAGCAGUUAGCAGGGCCCAGCCACAAAUUCAGCUGAAAGGACCAAGGUGGGCAUUGAGUGGACUCUGUGCUCACUGGGUGGAGCUGUGGCAGGGGGCACUGAGCCUCCAGACCCUGCUAACCACAAAAGGGAACAUCCCAGCAGGCUGUGCUUGGAUCAUGCUUGUCUGCCCUCAAGCUGGAAAACAAGGGGCUACCUACCAAGAGGAUUAUGCAAGUGACUUUCUUUCUUACUUGGGGUAGGGCUGUUCCCUCUUCAAUCUUCCAGCCUAUGGGAACAGGGGAGGGGUCAGUAGCAGAAGCAGAGGGAGGCCUCUUGCCUGAGGGAUUAAAAUGGCAGCUUGCCAUGACUACCCUUCCCUGUCUGUCUGGGCAGCAGGUUCAGGGCUGAGCCCUUCUUUUCCCUCUUUUUUCCUGGGAAUAUUUUGUACAAUAUUUUGUACAAAGACAGGCAUGAGGAAUGCCUAUUCCAUGCUUGCCUUUGCAAUACCUGCGUCCCCAGCACUGGUCCUGGGCACUUCCCCACCCCAGCCAGGUGUCCCUCCUACGCACAGGGCAGAGGAGGGAGAAGCUCUGGGGAGCCAGCUUUGGCCAUAUUUCAGGAGAAUGUUUCCAUGUGCCAAAUCCUAGUCCCGUGAUCUGUCCCCAAAGGGGAACAAAGGGACCUCUGACAGCUUAGAUUUAGCCCCAGUUCCUGCACGCUCCAGGGAACGGGGUGUCUGGCCUCACUGGUACUGUGAAAAUGCUCAGAGAGCAAGCCUGUGUGUGGGGAUGUCAGGUCAGGAGCUGGAAGUUCACCUGCAGGUGCCAAAGAGCAGGCUGGCCAGGGCUGGGGCGGUGCCAGACUCUGAUCUGAGGACCCCGUCGGGGUCCGGAUCAGGUCACUCCGCCCCAGUGCUCUCUCGCUGUCUGCUGGCAAGGGGGCAUGGAGCAUCUCUCCCUCUUCUGUUGCCAAAUAGAAAAGGGUCAGGGCAUGGAGAAAGAUGACCCUGAUCCCAAACCUGCCCUCCCAAGUCCCUGGCAUUGGGGAGGGCCUGUGUGUUUGUGUAACUGUGUGUGCAUGUUGGUCUUUGUGUGCAUAUCUGUCUUCUAGGUCUGUGUGAGUCCUUGUGCUCCUGCUCCUCAGCUCUCCACCCCAGGUUGCCUCUCUCCUGUGGGCCUCUGUCUUCUGGGAAUAAAGCAGGGUUUCCUAUUUCAGGGGAUGUAGAGAGAUGCCCAGGUUGCACAGGAGUGGGAUGGGGUGUGGUAGCAAAAGGAGGGAGAGGAGUCCUUUUUGUGCCAAAUCCCUAAGUGCCGUUUGGGGGCCAUGUGUGCAGCAUGACUCUCCCUGUCUGUGGCAGGGACCCAAGCGCUUGCUUGAGCCCCAGUGCUCCGUGCCAGCACUUGAACUGUCUGGGGUUUGAUGGACAGAGGCUCAGGAAUUUCCUGGCUUUCCCAGAUAGUGUCCUGGGACAUGGUAUGCUUUGGGGCUGGGGUAGCAUGGAAUCCCUCUGAGGACCCGGAUACUGGUACUACGGGGUGGGGAAGAGGAACCUUAAACUUGGCUUUCCCCAGCCUUCAGCCUGAGUCUAGCAUGUUUCUGACUCCCCAGCCCCUUGUGAAGCCUUGAGGGCUGGCAGAAGGGUUAGGAGGUUGAACUCUAGAUUCCCUUCCUAUCUUUGCCUUCCUUUUACCCCUUUCCCUGUAACCUCCUUGACUCUGGCCUGAAUUUGUUGGUGCCUCAGUUUCUCUGUCUGUACCUAUUUAAGCCAAAGGCACUAGCCUGAAUUUUGCUUGAAGAUCACUUUGUCUUGGAAAUGACUAGAGAGGCAGAGGAGAAGGGUUUCCAGAGUUGCUAGGUUUGGGAGUGGAAGGGGCAGGCAGUGCAUUUGCCCCUCCUCAUGCCCCUUCUGACACCAGCUCCCUGUGGAGGCCUGGUUUCUGGGUACUGCCUCCCUUGGGCAUCUUCAUGCAUCAACCAAAUGGGCCAUCAGGUACUUCAUUAGUCAUGGCAGAAGGAGGGGAAAAGACUUGUUUUUCCAGACAGAAAAUCUACUCCCCUGCCCCCAGCCAUAUCCCUGGAUAGGAAGGGUUAGGAAGAGACUACUUGGUGCCAUGGGGUAGGGGUGAGGGUGUAAGUAGAUCAGAGUGGGAAGACCUCAGCCUUGGGUGGCUUGUCUCUGCUUCUUGCCAGGUGGGAGGGCCUGUCCAUACCCUGGCUCCCCGUACCACAGUGCCAGCCAUGCCCUUCCCCUGGGCUACCAUUGCCCCUUUCCUCACCCAGUUGGUAGAGGAGUCAGGAGGUGGGAGGCCAUGGGCUUUGGUUUUAUAAUAUAACCACUGUGGGGGUGGGGGAGGAUGGUGAACCAUGUAUUUCAGUGAAAUAUUUAAUAUAUUUAAAUAUCAAUAAAAUCAAACUCUUUGUAAAA